This is a messenger RNA of Myotis daubentonii (Daubenton's bat), 6050 nucleotides long. It is a transcript of the gene TNFSF15, whose product is annotated as TNF superfamily member 15. Gene Ontology annotation, biological process: immune response. Gene Ontology annotation, molecular function: tumor necrosis factor receptor binding. Lineage: Eukaryota; Metazoa; Chordata; Mammalia; Chiroptera; Vespertilionidae. Gene Ontology annotation, cellular component: membrane. The record is from RefSeq and is a predicted model, not a curated record.
GGAGGGGAGAGGAGAGGCCAGGGGGAGGAGUAGGCAGUGAUUGAUUCACACACUGUGAGAGCUGGUGUUCUAUUUAAUGGGGGGGUCUUCCUGCACAAGAGGAGUCAGCUCUGUCUCCGGGACCAGCCACAGCAUGGCAGAGGACCUGGGGCUGGGCUUUGGGGAGACAGCCAGCGUGGAAAUGCUGCCCGAGGAUGACAGCUGCAGGCCCAAGGCCAGAGCUAGGCUGGCAGCCAGGGCCAGCAGCUCCGGCUGGGCUCUCACCUGUUGCCUGGUGUCACUCCCCAUCCUGGCAGGACUCACCGCCUACCUGCUUGUUGGCCAGCUCAGAACCCAAGGAGAGGCCUGUGUGUUCCAGACUCCAAAAGCACAGGAAUCUGGACCUUCACAUCAGCGAGCUUAUGCACCUCCCAGAGCUGGUGGAGAUAAGCCAAGGGCACACCUGACAGUUGUGAGACAAAUGUCCACACAGCCCUUGAAUAAUCAGUUCCCAGUUCUGGACUGGGAACAUGAACUUGGCUUGGCCUUCACCAAGAACCGGAUGAACUACACCAAUAAAUUCCUGGUGAUCCCAGAGUCAGGAGACUAUUUUGUUUACUCCCAGAUCACAUUCCGAGGUUUCACAUCCAAAUGUGGUGAAAGCAGCAAAGGGAGCCGAGCAAACAAGCCAAACAUCAUCAUUGUGGUCAUCACGAAGGUAACAGAGAACUACCCCGAACCCACUCAGCUCCUAAUGGGGACCAAGACAGUGUGUGAAAUAGGUAGCAACUGGUUCCAACCCAUUUAUCUAGGAGCCAUGUUCUCCUUGCAAGAAGGGGACAAGCUGAUGGUGAACGUCAGUGACAUCUCUUUGGUGGACUACACAAAAGAAGAUAAAACCUUCUUUGGAGCCUUCUUGCUAUAGGGGUAAGGCAGAUGUCACUGUGUAAAGGUCCUCUCCUCCUAGUUCCUAAUUUUCUUCAUUCAUAUGUAAUUAUAACCAGGGGCUUUCUUGAAGCGUUCCACAGAGACAAUGGUUUAGCUAUGAAAUGUAGGGCCCAAAAGCCCACACUUUAUAUGCCUUACUGAUGAGAAUACAAAAAUUGGAAAAAGCGAGAAAAAAGGCAGACAUAUUACCAUGGUUGCCUAGAAGAUUGGUGAAUUUCUGAACAUUAGUACACUCAUUACCAAAUGAAUGGAUGAUUCACUCAGAACAUUUCUACAGCUUCCUACUACACAGUUGUCACCAGUGGGCUCAGUUGCUGUUCAGUUUGAUUAUGAAGCAUUCACUUCAGUUCAAGAGCCUUGAAUAAAAUCCAAAGACCUAGAAAACAGUGUAAACCUUUCAGAGAAGAAAUCCUUAAUCAGUUUCCCCAAAUACAUAGUUUCAUAGAAAGAAAGAAAAGAAAGAAAGAAGAAAGAAACUGCUAUUUUUCAUGACUGUUCUCAAAAAAAGAAAUUGAUUUUCAUGAUACUAUCUAUGGCAAAUAAGAGAAACUACUACCUUUCCCAUUAUUUUGUACACAGGCAUCAAAAUAAGCAAGUAUGAGUUCCACAUGCAUAUCAAAAAUACAACAAUAGCAUUUAUUCACCACAGUUUUCUUGAGCACCUGUUAUGUUCUGGGCAUUAUCUUUACCCAGAAGACACUAUGAACAAGUCAGAUUCUACUAAAAACUUAUAUGAAUGUCACUAGAUGGCUCCUGGUCAAAUGUGUCCCAACAUGCACCAAGGACUAACUCCAAACCUAAAAAACAUAUCAUCUGACAGCAAGAUUUCUGGGGCGCUCCUGACUAUGUAAGCUGUCCAGCUGAUUAGGUAACUCAAGAAACUUGAAGACAGAUUUCUAGCUAAUUAUACCAACUGUACAACAAACCUGAUUGGUGUCAGGAGACAAUGGACUUAUUCUCUUGGGGGGGAAGGGUCAAUCUCCAAAUCUGGAAAAGUUAACCCAGAUCCGCUUUGAAUUUUGAUUCACAACCUCAGAGUGUUAUGUGGGUAUUUUUCUCUUAAAAUAGUCUAAGGGAUUUAAAUAUGCAAUUAGCUAAUCAGCUUAGCUAAGACUUCUUCCCUGGAGGAGAGGCUGGACAUUGAGGCUUGUCUGUAAAGCAAGAAUCCACCAACUUGCUUCCCAGUAUCAAAUGAGUCCAUGGGGAUGAAACUUGUUAACUUUGAGCUUUCUGUGAAGUAGGAGAGCAUGUCAGUGUCAUGUGGGAGCAUGGCAGUGUGACAUGGCACUUCAGACUCUAUUAUAAAUGCUCCCUAUGGAGGAGAUCUCACAAUGGGUCUGGAAGCAAACCUGGCACCAAAAUCAACUCUUCCCUUUGUUGCCAGGAGACUACAGAGGACAGAGGGGUGUGACGGGGCUCCUGAGCACAAUGAUUGGUGCAGCAGUACUUGACCAAUAUUUGUUGAGUUAUAAUUAAACAAAAAUUCCAUUUCUCAGUUGGGAGGUUAAGGCUCCAAAGCCUUCAGCUUCUCAAAACAAUGAGCACAGGGCUCAGUAGGAGCACGGACAAGGGAGUGGUCACCUCCACCUGGUUCAGAAGCAUCUUCAUGAAGGAAGUGAGUUCUGAAAGAAGGUGGGCGGACGACAGAUGGCCUCGGAGAAAGGGCAUCUCAGAUGGAGGAAUUACCCUUUCCUUAAAGCAGAACGGAGAGGUUUCUCAGUAACUAUAAAGCCAGCUUGAUUAGUGAAUGUUUCCUCAAUCGACUCCUGGUACAACAUUUAUGGGUGGAUCACGAAUGUUUCAUCAAUGACUCUCACUGGCUCCACGAUCAGAACUAAUACCCCAUUAAGAAAAUAAAAUGCUCCGUCUGCAUCUGCAUUAGAGCACCAAGUGACCUGGGGAAUGGGCAAGAAUUUGCAUGAAGGAGGCCAGGGUGGCCUACUCCUCUUCUCCACUAGAAAGGCCCCUGUGCCCAGGGUCUUCAAACCCGCCCACUGUUCCAUUGGGCAGCUGGUGGAUUUGGAAGUUUAUUCAAGAAAUUGGAAUUUCCUACUAUCCUAAAAGACUUGAAGCUUUGGAAAGAUCCUACCACAUAUUUAUUUUGCUCCCAUCCUAAGCCCAUUUAUUGAAGAAUGUAUUGUGCUCAAGUUUUCAUGAUUGAAUUUAUUAAAUGUCCUAUGAUACAGCUUUUACUGGUCAGAAAGGCUCAGUCAAACAUUCCUAGUAGGACUCGAGUCCUAGGCAUUAUUUCCAUGGCAAAUAUUUGUGCCCUUGUUUUUAAAAUCAAGUGGGAGAUGCUUUUUAAGACCAUGUGAUAUUCCCCUAAAAAGGAGUACAGGGAGUGCAUUCGAAGGGCCAGAAUGUUCCGAAAGAAUAUGCGUACAUGCUUCAGAAAAUGGUUAAUUUAGAGGGAAAGUGCUUUGCUGGUUCAGUGUCUCGCAAAAGGCUGACUUCAAAUCAAUUCCACAAACAUAUACUGAGUACCCACUCAUCCUGGAGACACAAAGAUUAAUUAUUUUAGUCUCCGAUGUGUUCAUUCUAACUGCUUAGUACUUCCAUUGUCUGUAGAUCUGUUAAUUUAUUUUGGUUGUAUUAGCUAAUUAAUUAGCUAACUUUAGGCACAUGGAUAUUUUCUCAUUAUGAAAAUGGGUGCCAUUUAGUGAAGGAUGAUCAUUAACAACAUGAUUUGUGUAUACAAUAAGUGAUUUUUUAAAUAGCUACCCAAGGACAGAUUUCCAUAAAUAAAAGGGGAGAAGACAAAGUUACUGUUUUCUAUAGUGGCAUCCAUUAUCAAAGCCAAAUGUGGAGAGAGGUUAUUAUCAAGUUUGGCCAGCAACAUUCUUGAAAAUACUAGAACUUUAUGGAUGACCCAGAGGUGCAUGUGUCCCUCAGCAAAUCCAGGAGUCAUGAUCAAAAUGCAUGGGGUCACCAGCAUUAGGACCCUAGCAUGGUUUAGCUCAGGGGUCCUCAAAGUUUUUAAACAGGGGGCCAGUUCACUGUCCCUCAGACCGUUGGAGGGCUGGACUAUAGUUUUAAAAAAACUAUGAACAAAUUCCUAUGCACACUGCACAUAUCGUAUUUUGAAGUAAAAAAACAAAACGGGAACAAAUACAAUAUUUGUAUUUGCAUGUGGCCCGCGGGCCGUAGUUUGAGGACCCCUGGUUUAGAUCUAUGUGAGAGAACAGAAUUGUUUAAGGUACUAAAAUUUCUGACUCUUAACUAGGCUACAGAAUAUGAAAAGAUGCACCUUUCACAUCCUGAAAAGUGUCUGGUUCAGUUCAGUAACAGGCAUGCCAAAGCCCUUGGCUCCAUUUCAAUUAAAGCUACAUCACCCCCAGAGGAAAUUCCACUUCUGUGCUUGUCAAUAACUCCGCUGGGUUAUAAAAGUUCAACCAGCUCCCUGUGCACAAAGUUCCCUUGCGAGGUAUUUCCCAAGUCCUUUCCCAGUUGUGUUUCCAUGAUUGUGACACUGGGGAUUAAUUCUUCAGGACAGAGUAGUUUAUACGCCACACCUUGCAAAACACAUGCAGAACCCUCUUGUUCUAAGAUUUCUUGCUCUCUUAGGACCCAGAGUCCUGGAAGUGUUUUGCCAUUUUUAGCAGAAUGUUUAUUUAAGUGUGUAUCACUAGCCUGGAUAUUAACAGCUAUUACAUCACAUUGGCAGCUGGGCCUGAGGAGAAAGCAGUGGACUGUUAACCCCCGAGUCCUUUUGCUCCAGUGGUGACAGAGUAUGGGGCAGAGCAGUCACAUCUGUGCCCUGCCCCACUCCGACAACCAUAGUUACAACUUCCCAAGCUCUGAGACACAUUUGCCCCCAACUCCUUACAUCACUCCACUUUAAGAAGAAAAGACCAUACCAGCCAAGACUGAAGUUACUUGUCAGGCCACACAAGGAGUUAAUGGCAGAUCUAGAGCUAGAAUACCAUCUUCGUGAAUCUGAGUCAGAAGACUAGGCACAUCCAAUUACCAUCUGCUCUUAGCAAAUAAAAUAGCAUUCAUUCUAAUGACAGGCAGAGAAACUGGAAGGAGAUAAUGGGAUGAUGUAGAAGGAAAGAGGAGACUACUUCUACGUGUUUCUGGAGGAAGGCGUUGGGGCGACUGAGUUGCAGUUACAGGGUCUCCAUUUAUGGCUUGAUAACCAAAGAAAUUUUCUAUCCCAAACCAGAAUAUCCCCAGAUACUAGUAGUGACUUCUCAGUCCCUGGAGAUAUUCAAGCAAAGGGCUUAGCUCAAGGGUUUUAUAGAAGCCAUUUCAUUGAGGGAGGAGGAGGGAUUGAACCAAAUGUUAUCUGGGAUGUUUUCCCCAAAAUCUAUGACUAUGCCAUUGUUUAACUUCUGUGUGUUCUAUUUGCUCAUUAAGAACCUGGGAGGCCUUGUGGAGUUCAGUGGCUUCCAGCCUGGAAGUAGGUGCCAUUUCCCACUCGUUUGGAGAGUAUCCAACACAAAGUAACUCUGAGAUCUUGGCCAAUAGAGAUUGUCAUGGAGUUUUAGAACUGAUGCAAUCAUUAGAGUUUAUCUGCUCUAAAUUACAUCAUUUUAAGGAUGUCUUCGGGCUCAGAAAGAUGCUACAAACAGCCCAAUGCCAGACAGUAGCUAGUAGCAGUGUUGAGACUAGAAUCCAUACCUCCUAACUGCCAGCCCAGCAGUCUUUCCAUUUCAUACAUGAAUCAGUUCUUUUUUUUUUAUCAUUCACAUAGUAGCACUUACAAAGAGGCUAGAGAGACAAGACAAGAGAAAACACGACAGGCAAGUACCACUCUCAUGGUGCAUAAAUUCAGGAGGAAGGAGACACACAGUUUUGAGUAAAUAAAGUAGCUGAACGUAAUCAAAUGAUUUUAUUCUUAAAGUCAUUCCAAUGUGUAACUUUCCCCUCUUUUGUUUCAGGGGUGUAGAGAUUAAACAAAUGUACAUGUUUGUGUGGUUUUAGUGAUAAGCCCCAUGUGCUUUCAUUGAUUUUAUGUUUUAUGUUAAAACGUCACACUCUCAAAGUAAACUGCAUAUUGUAUGUCAUUGGAUACGUACUUCACUGGUAUACAGCCCAUGUCUUCAGACACUACUGUGUCUAUUCCAAUCUCUGUGAAUGAAAUGUAUGUAUUGAUGUAUUUAAUAGCUGUAACUUAAUAA